GGCUCGACAGCGAGCACCGCGUCAUCUGGCAAGGCAGUGGGCCUCCGAGUCAACUGGCAUGACCGCGGGCACUGGGUCAGACAUUGGACCGUCUGGCUGGACAGCGGACAUCGGGUCACCAGGCAUCAGGUCAUUUGGCACUACAGCGGGCACUGCGUCAUCUGGCAAGGCAGUGGGCACCAAGUCACCAGGCACGACAGUGGGCUCUGAGUCAAUUGGCACGACAGCGGGCACCGGUCAUCAGGUACCGGAUUGUCUGGCUCAACAGCGGGCAUCGGGUCACCAGGCAUCAGGUCAUUUGGCUCGCCAGCGGGCACCGCGUCAUCUGGCAAGGCAUGUGGGCACCGAGUCCACCAGGCACGACAGCGGGCUCUGAGUCAAUUGGCACGACAGCGGGGGCACCAGAUCAGGUACGGAUCAUCUGAUCAACAGCGGGCAUCGAGUUAACUGGC
This is a messenger RNA of Staurois parvus, 452 nucleotides long. The record is from the annotation of a GenBank genome assembly. Lineage: Eukaryota; Metazoa; Chordata; Amphibia; Anura; Ranidae.